Molecule: messenger RNA, 1100 nt
Organism: Trichomonas vaginalis G3
Lineage: Eukaryota; Parabasalia; Trichomonadida; Trichomonadidae
Product: LP04239P family
Exons: 1
Source: RefSeq, a predicted model, not a curated record
AUGCCAGCUCUCUGCCAACUCUCUUCCACAGCAACAACUCUCUGCCAACACUCCCCCACAACGCCAGCUCUCUGCCAACUCUCUUCCACAGCAACAACUCUCUGCCAACACUCCUCUUCAACGCCAACUCUCUGCCAACACUCAUCUUCAACGCCAGCUCUCUGCCAACACCUCGGCACAGCAACAACUGUCUGCCAACACCCAGACACAACGCCAGCUCUCUGCCAACACCUUGGCACAGCAACAACUCUCUGCCAACACUCCCCCACAACGCCAGCUCUCUGCCAACACCUCGGCACAGCAACAACUCUCUGCCAACACCCAGACACAACUCCAGCUCUCUGCCAACUCUCUUCCACAUCAACAAUUCUCUGCCAACACCCAGACACAACUCCAGCUCUCUGCCAACACCCAGACACAACGCCAGCUCUCUGCCAACUCUCUUCCACAUCAACAAUUCUCUGCCAACACCCAGACACAACUCCAGCUCUCUGCCAACACCCAGACACAAUGCCAGCUCUCUGCCAACUCUCUUCCACAGCAACAACUCUUUGCCAACACCCAGACACAACGCCAGCUCUCUGCCAACACCCAGACACAACGCCAGCUCUCUGCCAACUCGCUUCCACAGCAACAACUCUCUGCCAACACUCAGACACAACUCCAGCUCUCUGCCAACACCCAGACACAACUCCAGCUCUCUGCCAACACCCAGACACAACGCCAGCUCUCUGCCAACACCCAGACACAACGCCAGCUCUCUGCCAACACUCAUCUUCAACGCCAGCUCUCUGCCAACACCUCGGCACAGCAACAACUGUCUGCCAACACCCAGACACAACUCCAGCUCUCUGCCAACACCCAGACACAACUCCAGCUCUCUGCCAACACCCAGACACAACGCCAGCUCUCUGCCAACACUCCUCUUCAACGCCAGCUCUCUGCCAACACCUCGGCACAGCAACAACUCUCUGCCAACACCCAGACACAACGCCAGCUCUCUGCAAACACUCAGACACAACUCCAGCUCUCUGCCAACACCCAGACACAACUCCAGCUCUCUGCCAACACCCAGACACAACUCCAGCUCUCUGCCAACU